This is a messenger RNA of Varanus komodoensis (Komodo dragon), 1351 nucleotides long. It is a transcript of the gene COMMD2, whose product is annotated as COMM domain containing 2. Lineage: Eukaryota; Metazoa; Chordata; Lepidosauria; Squamata; Varanidae. The transcript is spliced from 5 exons. The record is from RefSeq and is a predicted model, not a curated record. Bases 39 to 638 code for a protein of 199 amino acids.
GUUUCUGGUCGACGGGGGCGGGGCGUGGAGGCAGGAAGAUGCUGCUGGUGCUGUCGGAGGAGCAUAAGGAGCACCUGGGCUUCCUUCCCCAGGUGGAAAGCUCAGUUGUCAGUGAAUUUGGUCGUAUUGCUAUGGAGUUUUUAAGGAAAGGCACAAAUCCAAAAAUCUAUGAAGGCGCAGCAAGAAAACUCAAUGUUAGUAGUGAAACAAUUCAGCAUGGAGUUGAAGGAUUAACAUAUCUUCUCACUGAGAGCUCAAAACUCCUGAUAUCUGAGAUAGAUUUCCAAGACUCUGUACUUGUACUAGGAUUCUCCGAAGAAUUGAAUAGUUUAUUACUUCAGCUGUAUCUCGACAACAGGAAGGAGAUUAGAAGUAUUCUGAGUGAAUUAGCACCAAAACUUCCUAGUUAUCACAGUCUUGAAUGGAGAUUAGAUGUGCAGCUUGCCAGCAGAAGUCUGAGACAACAAAUUAAACCAGCUGUGAUUCUGAAACUCCACCUUAACCAGAAUGGAAAUCAAACUACCAAAAUAUUACAAACUGACCCUGCUACAUUGCUCCACCUGAUUCAGCAACUCGAACAAGCUCUGGGAGAAAUGAAAACAAAUCACUGCAGACGAAUAGUGCGCAACAUCAAAUAGUAUUCUCUCAGUAAACGUAUGGAAUUAUGAAAAACAAUGUCAGAAAACAGAACAUAUGGACCAGUCAAAACACUUUCCUGGGGCAGAGUCAUGAGACAUUGUUUACAGGCUGAAUUCCAUUGGUGCUAAAAUACUGCCAGAUGGAAGGUAGAAUUGUCAAAUGCUAAGAAAGCAUUAAUUUGAUCAUGCAAGCUUUUCUGAUCUUAUGUACAACUGUCUUUUGCAUAAAAUAAAGCACUAAUUAUUGGUAUGGUGACCAAACAUUUAUUUCCUAUCUUUUUUCUGAUAUGUAAGAGUAAAGGAACACAUGCAAUACUAUUUCUUCUGUCCCAUUUCUUUCAAUUACUAUGUUAGUGUUGGUCAAGCUGCUAUCAGAAAUGUAGAAAAAAAUCAUCUCUAACUGUCCACUAAUAAUUACUGUAUAAGAGGCAGCAGCAGCUUAUCACAAAAAUGGUUGUGUUAAAGUAAAUAAUAAUUCUUGGCUCCCUAAAGAUGGUACUUUCUAUGUGUGAGUUGUCUUGAAUCAGUGCCCUUGGAUAGCUUACUGUUUACCAGCUCCCCAUUUGAAUACUGCUGUUACAGUGGCAGAAACUACUAGUUUUGUAUGGUACAGAUUAAUUACUUGUAGAGUUGCAUAGGCAAGAGAGUUUGAUCUGCGUAUAUAUAGAAGAAAAUAUGUGAAUCAAGGAAGUUAAUAAAAUCAUAGAAAACCA